Messenger RNA from Eufriesea mexicana, 746 nucleotides. RefSeq names its product E3 ubiquitin-protein ligase MARCH3. The coding region runs from base 1 to 741 and encodes 246 amino acids. The record is from RefSeq and is a predicted model, not a curated record. Gene Ontology annotation, biological process: protein ubiquitination. Lineage: Eukaryota; Metazoa; Arthropoda; Insecta; Hymenoptera; Apidae. The transcript is spliced from 2 exons. Gene Ontology annotation, molecular function: zinc ion binding; ubiquitin-protein transferase activity.
AUGAUCAACGAAAGAAGCUCCAUCGAAUAUGUUCUUGAGGAAAUUAUAGCGAAAGUUGUAGCAGAAUCUAGCCAAAAGAAUAAAAAUAUUAAGUUAACCAUAAAACGGAAACUCAAUGGAAAACAUGAUUUGAAUAAAAGACCAAAGUUAAGUUUACACAAAUCUUUUGAUGAAGAGAUAUACUGUCGCAUUUGCUAUGAUUCUUCUCAACAAUUGCCCAUUACAUAUCUCUGCAAGUGCAAAGGAACCAUGGGUGCAAUUCAUUUAAAAUGCCUAGAACACUGGCUAGAGGAAAGUAACAGGAAUAGUUGUGAAUUAUGCGGACAUCAGUUUGAAGUCAGACGAACUCCUCGCUACCAUGUUUUACAUUCCAUAAUAAUUUGGAUGUGCCUCAAUCAGCAACAACAUCAAUUGUAUGUUCGCAGUUUAAAGGCUGAUUUACUUCGAAGCAUUAUUAUUACACCUAUGGCGAUAGGAUGUUCUUAUAUUUGUAUAGUCGCAGCUGAUUUUUAUGCAAAGAAUAAGUAUGAUAACUUUUCUCCAGCACGAUGGACAACUUAUUUAUUGUUAAGUAUGAUGUCUUUGUUGCUUUUCUCUUAUUUUAUAUGGAUGUAUAUGGCAAUACAGUAUCAUCAGAAGAUCUGGUUUUAUUGGUGGCAAAAGACAAGUACAGUAAGAAUUAUAUUGAAUCCAGAAAAUAAAACUUCAAUAAACUACAAAUCUAAUAUAUCACAAGUUUAAUUAUG